UUGCCACAGCAGCAGCGGCGGCAGCGCCGGGGCCGGUGGCGGCGGUAGGGGUGCGCCAUGGAGGCUCUGGAAGUGAUUGGCAUGCUAAGGAGGAGAUGUUAGAAGUAGCAAUAGUUCAUGAGGAGUGUGAGUGAAUACCUCGGCAGCAGAAGAGGGCAGGAAUGCUGUGAGGAAAGCUAUCUCUGGAACUAACCUUGAGUGCUAACUGACUGACUGGUAUGUUGUGUGUAAACAGUGCUGGGUCAGGUGAGGUUACUGUGCAAGCUGGAGAUUUGUUGCCAUGCAGGAUUUGUGGAAGGACUUUCUUUCCCGCAGCACUGAAAAAGCAUGGACCCAUUUGCCAAAAAACUUCUGCCAAGAAAAGGAAAACGUUUGAUUCCAGCCGUCAGAGAGCAGAAGGAACUGACAUUCCAACAGUGAAACCUCUUAAGCCACGGCCAGAACCACCAAAGAAACCUUCUAACUGGAGACGAAAGCAUGAGGAGUUUAUAGCAACUAUACGGGCAGCCAAAGGACUUAACCUUAAAGAUGGUGGAAAACUCCCUCCGCCCCCUCCACCAUCAUAUGACCCUGAUUACAUUCAGUGUCCUUAUUGCCAGAGGAGAUUCAAUGAAAAUGCAGCUGACAGACACAUCAAUUUCUGUAAGGAGCAAGCAGCACGGAUUACAAACAAAGGGAAACUGGCAGCUGAUCCCAAAGGGAAGCUUCCUACUCGAACACAGUACAAACCUGCUGCAGUUAAGAAGAUGCCUUCUGUAGGAUCAACACCACCAUCAUCAUCAUCACGCUUACCACAGCCAAGUGGUGUUGGCAAAAGCAGUGGAGGUGCCUCUUCAAAUAAAGCCCUGUCUUCGUCUGGAUCCAGUGGGAGCAAAAUUCAAACAUUAUCCCCAGCUCAUAAAAACUCAGUGGGAAUGGUGAACCCCCAAGCAGGUAGUAAGAUGGACAAGUUAGGCCCACCACCGCGAGCUGGAAGAGACGUGCCAAAAUUCUAUUACACUGAUACAAAACCAGACAGUACCAUCCAAAGACCAAAUGAGUUGUUGCUUGUGAAGAAAGGCACAACAAAACCACGGACAUCAAACCCUCCUAGUGUGGCAAGAACCAUGAGCACAGGUGCUCUAACAAACAAAAGGAAAACCAGCAAUUCAGACAGUUACUCAAGGUCUGAUAGUAAAACUGUGCAUGACAGUGGAGACCACCCAUCUUCAGUCAAUGGAGGAAGUUCCAAAAGCAGUGAAGGAAAUUUACCUGUACAGUUCUCAAAGUUCUGCCAUGAAUGUGGAACGAGGUAUCCGGUGGAAUGGGCCAAGUUCUGCUGUGAGUGUGGAAUUCGCAGGAUGGCUGUGUAAACAGGCUCUGAACAGCAGAAAGAACAGAAGAAGUCAGAAGGAUCUGCCAUGUCCUGCUGCAUGGAAAGCUAGAGCACUCCUCCUUCCACUUCAGACUUCAUGAAACAUCACAUUGUAAUUCUCUGAGUGCAAUCUUCUGGUUACACAGUUAUUUAUGACCAAAUACACAGAGUGUAUAUAAAAAGAGCAGACACUUAAAGCUGUGCCAUUCGAGGAAAUACUCUAUAAUAGCUCUUGGAAAUCUGUAAAAUUAAGGUAAAAAUGUGUUAGGUAACUUAGGUAGCAGAAGUGGGUUAUUGUUACUUCUCUUGUCAAUUAUACUAGCUAAAGCAUUAUUCAGUCACUUAUGUAGGACAGUGCUGAUCCACAGGGAACUAUCCAUGAAGAACUUGGGCUUCAGAAGUUUCCCUGUGGAAGAGUUUCCUUCAUACGUGACAGUAAUUUAGGUGCUGUGUUCUAAGUGAAAACAACACAAGCAACUCCUUAGAAAUUCCCUGUUAAAAGUGCAAAAAGUCUUGGAUCUCUUUAAACUGUUGAACAGUAAUAUCCUAACUGGACUUUCCAGUUGCUUCUUAGGAUGCUUUUUAAAGAGUCCAAUGGGAAGAACUGAGAAUGCCGUUCACAUGUACGAAAAAAAGAAGUGAGGUUUUUAUUUGUGCUUCUCUUUUUCCAACAAGAACAUGUUCAUAUUUUUAAUGUAUUUAUAAGGAAAAAUAUGAUACUGUCAUUUUAUUAAGUUCCUUUUGCUCAGAAAUGCUUGUCUUCCUCCUCCUGUGCUCUACCAUGACUAGCGUAUCUAAAGGGUUUGUGCUUCAAAGGUCUCCAAAGGUCCUGCUCCUUUAUUUUCCCCUCUUCCCUCAUUUCCUGAAAGAGAGACAAUCUCUGCCUAGCCUACUUUAAUGUUGAACUCCUAUUUUGAGAACAGCCUUCUUGAUGGAUCCAAUACAAAAAAGAAGUUUGAUAUAAAUGUGUUAUUAGAGCAAUAGACCUUGAGGUAAGUAGCAACUGGUUUUUAUUCUUCCUCCUGUUCAAAUAGCACAGCUUACAUAUGAGUGCAUCAUGGAGUAACUGUGUUCCACAGCUCAGGUGUUAAUACCUUGUGUGGUGGUCUUGCAGUUCUCUGCGUUCUUUGGUUCUGCACAGCAGCCUCUUGGUCAGUACCAGGCUUGACAUUAAUUUGUUGGGAAGAAAGGUCAAGCCCUGGAAGCUAGGAUUAUAUUGAUGACUUUUACAGGAGAUUAAAACCAUUCAUAAGCCAAAUCCUUUGUAGCUGAAUGCAGGAAUUUGUUUUGCAAAGUUUUGCUUUGGAGCACUGGCACCAUCGUAGCUAUGCAUGCAAGAACAAUCUGGAAGAACUUAAUUGUGCCUUUCCCACAACAAAUGCACUCUGUGUCAGGAGUGGUUACUGUCAGCACACAGGCACCACUAAUAGUAAUUAAUGUGUUCCUUAAUAGCAUUGUGGUCAUUGUUUGGAUCUCAGAACUUGUGAUCACCACCCAUAGGUACAAUUUUGAUGAAAGCAUGAUUGAAGUAAAGCAUCUCCAAAGCAGGGACCAAGCUGGGAGGGUGAGAAAUUUAAGAGACUUUGACAUAGCCAAGUCACAGGCCACAAACUAUUGAUGUGUUAGAAUCAGUGUGGAAUUCUUGUGUGCUUCUAUGAAGUUAUUUUUUACCAUUAUCCUUUAGAUGUGAUCUUGUUCUACUAUAAUUUGUGUAAACUGGUUACUGAGCAUGGUGGGGUGGCUGGCUGGUGGUGAGAGAACUGACAAAUCUCACCCAAGUUGUCUUGUAGGUGGUUUAGGUUUAUUUUGGCACAUUCAUCUCUGUACUUGGACAAGUAGGAAUCCUCUGCCCUUUGCAUAGAUAAGCCUGCUUUAGAAAAUUUGCCCUGGACUUGGACCACAGAGGACUGCAGACUGAAUUAUUGCAAGCUGGGUGUCCCUCAGCAAAGACAGAAGUCCAGAAUAGGUUUGAUUAGUUGGUAAACUUACUGAGGCAUCCAUCCCUUGGCCUGACUUGAUGAAUUUCCAAUCGUUUCUGCUGGAAAAAAGGCAUUUUACAUUUUAUUGGCAAUGCUUUCUACAAAGGGAAAGUUGAGUAAAGAAAUGAAAAACCUCUCAGGCUUUCCAAGAUGGCUGUAGCUGGAGAAGACACACAGUGACUGUUUCACCUUUGAAUUGCAGGUGGCAGGCUUCCUAGUUUCAGAUCAAUCCACAUACAGUUACCAUAAUUUUGGAGCUCUUGGUGGUUAAUUCUUUACAUCCAAUGCAGCAUUCAGUAAGCUGCCUGAGCGACACAUUGUUAUUUCAUUGACAUUCUGUGGUCUGAAGCAAGGAUGAGACAGGGGAUUGACCUGAGCUGACAGAAGAACUUCAGAAAGAUUUCCUGGACUUUGAUUUGGUCUUAUGAAAAGGUCUAGUGAAACACAAACGACAGCUACACUGAUAGUUACGUUGGAUAAUGUGUGUGUGAAUCCAUGGUAAAGGCAAGCAGACAGUGGAGCUGUAAUUGGCUGUGCGGUUUACUCCUGUAUAGUGAGGCCUGUCAGAGGCCUCAUGUUUUCUCUUUAGCAUCUGCUUUUGUUACUAAAUGACUUGACUUUCUCCAGUCUGUGACAGGCUCUAGGCUGUAUUACACAGGUUACCAGCACAGGUUGCUGGAAUUUCAUCUCAAUGGAAUGGGAAACCAACUUGAUUUAUUUAGAAGAAAAAAAACCCAACAGUCAAGGGAGAUGGACUCUGCAUUUUGAAUCUUUAGGUCCAUUACAGGUAUCAGGAAGUUCCCAAAUGUAGUUUAUUAAUGACCUAGAUCCAAAGCUACUUGCUGUAGCCCUUGCCCUGGUUUUCAUGGAUGAAAAGCCAUGGAAGCAUACACAGAAAGGGAAGUGUUCCAAAAUGUUUCAAGACACAUACUGGUAAUUGUGUCUGGAGAGAAGCCCCAGUUUGCGAGAACUCUGAAGUUACACAGAUGUAAAAGGUUGUUUUACUAAAGCAGGGUUGACAGAAAGCAGGACUGAAGGCUACUGAAAGAGUGUAAACCUUCAGACUAAUGUAAGUACUGUCCAUUGAAAGGGAACUUUACUGAUGUGAUGGUUUCCAUGAUUUCUCUGACCUUAUAACAGACUUCUUUUACUGUCUGCCACUGUAUCUUCCUCAUGUGUUUAGUAAGGUUGUUCCACUUGAUUUUAAAAAGGGAAAAAAGUCAAAGCUAAAACUGCAUAUAAAGAAACAAGGAGAAGGCUGGGUUUGAGGCCUGGCAUGAGAGUGUUUGCAUUCCCGUUCUGCCAGUGUGAAUGGUUGUGCAAGGGACAUCCCUGUGCCAGGAAGGCGUGCAGGGGCAUUGCUGACCUAAGUGCAGUGGAAUUAUGGACAAUUCCAACUUUGAUAGUAAAUGCAACACAGCAUAAGGCUUCCUCUUUUUACCAUGUAUCUUACACAGGUUUAAAUUUAUGCAUGAGACUCAUACCCUAGCUAGUUUCAGAACUGGAAUCUCUAAAUAUGUAGCAGCUUAAGCGUAUUGUUAUAUGGAUAAUUAUACCUUCAGUCUUACACACCACUGCAGGAGGGUGGGCAUGGGAAGGUUGCUCCACCACCAUUUCAGCUUGUGAAUCAUUAGUGAGGAACAGUGAGGCAGAGCUUUAUGAAUUUGAACCAAAGAGGCUGGAAGAGGAAAUCCACUCUCCUGCUGGAGCCUGAAAAGGCCACCCUGAGGGGUGCCGUUGGAGGGAAGGAGAAGAGGUUCCCAGGUUUCUCUCCACAGUGGUCUGGUUACUGAACCUCUUUAAACUGCUCAAGCUCUUCCAUAUAUGCCACAGGUAGUGAGGUUCACAGGCCCUAUAGGAGCUUUUAAGAUCUAAAUGAUGACCCAUUCUUCAGGCACUGUGGAAGUUCUCUGCUAUCUGAGAGUGACUAGCUCCCAAUUCACCCAUCACAGCUGAGAAUUAGUGCCUAAAAUGAGGUGUGCAGAGAAUAACUUUGUGAUGCACCCUUUCCAAAUGGGUGGGAAGAGGUACAGCUGCAGUAGUUUGAAGGCUGAUAAUCAAGGCAUGUAACAGUGCACACUGAUGUAGGCUGUGUUGUUGGUCUUGAGUACAAAAUGAAAUGGCACCGUCUAGGUACCACAAAGUUCUCAAGAAGUGCUGCUUUCUGUGAGACAGACUUUGUAUGUGUGCAAAGAACAAACUUGGUACAACAAGUUUCUUUUAGCUGAUAAACUUUGUGGAUUUUAAAAAGCACUUUUUGCAAAUGUAAGUCCUUUCAGUUUGAUGGAGCUAUCAGUAAUUAUGAGGUGUACGAUGGGGUUCAGCUUUAAUUUCUGGUGAAGUUGAGUUUGAGUGGUGAAGAUAGUUUUAUUGCCUUUGGAGUGCAGCUGGUUACAACUUGUGAUGAUUUUGUUGCUGGGCUUUUGGUUCGUGUUCUCAUCUACUCAUUGAGUAAGGUCUGAGUUACACAGUUGUGUUCUUGGAAGAAAUGUGAGGUGAAAGAUUUUCUAGAUGUAUUUACCUAUUAGUUGAUGCUUUCUUUCCAGGGUUCACAACAGAAGAGAUUAUUCUUAUAAACUAGUUUGGUGGGGCGGUUGUUGUUGUGUCAUUCCAGGAUACACAUUUCUGGAGAGCCCUACUUAUUCCCCUUUCAUGUUGCCAGAAACCAGCUUGUUUAGAUUUUCUGUUAAUCAGUUUUGGUUGUUUUUAUAAACAAUCAACAGGGAAAUCGCAUUUCUCUGAUGUGAACAUUAGCUUUUGAGUCAGCAAAUCGAAUAUUCAGCUUACCAGAGCUGAAGACUGGAAUUCGGUUCCAAAAGAGCACUGCAUGGUUUGCCAUUGCUCUCAAUUUGAAUUUGGAUUUCUAGUAGAAGCCUGAGUGAAUUUGGAUCUGAUCAGUAGAAGCCUGAAUGGAUUUGGAUCUGAUGUGUGAAGUGCUGAGUAUUCUCCAUGACUGUUACAACCUCUACUUUCUGUGACUGCUGUAACUCUUAGUGUUCAUCCUCCAUACUAUGUCUCUUCCUCUGUUUAUUUAUUGCUGUUCCACGUUUUAAAGUGAAGUGUUCAUUCAUGAGUUUGAGGUGAUUAAUUUUGUCAGCACUACAUUUAUUAUGUUUGCCUUGCCUCACAGUACAUUGACUAUUUGUGUUUGUGGCCAUCCAGUGGGGUUUUUUUUGGCAGAACUCCUGAGUUUGUCUGCAUCUUAUUUGGUACAUUUAUGUUUAUUUUAAAGUGUCUGUUGUGUUUUAACUAGGAAAUGUAAAUCACCUAAUGCUAAUUUGCCACUUGUUAACAAUAAAGUCAAUAUGCCAAUAAAA
Molecule: messenger RNA, 6650 nt
Organism: Pogoniulus pusillus (Red-fronted tinkerbird)
Lineage: Eukaryota; Metazoa; Chordata; Aves; Piciformes; Lybiidae
Gene: ZC2HC1A
Product: zinc finger C2HC-type containing 1A
Exons: 11
Coding region: 219-1352 (377 amino acids)
Source: RefSeq, a predicted model, not a curated record